GCUCACAAUUAGCCCAAUCAUUUUUUAAAUAAUCAAUAUCGAUGUAAUCUAUUACUUUAGUCUACUGGAGACUCGCCUGUGACAUCGUUUCUCGAUUGCUCUGGCCUUGAGCGCGAACUCGGCUGAUCAGAACCAACCCAGCUCUAUGAUAAUGGAACAUUUUAUAAUUUAUCGUCCGAAAUUAUGGUAAUCACACUGUAAAUAUCUACAGUUUUGCCUGUGAAAGUAACGUUUGAUGGGAUACCAAAGAACAAGUAAAAUAACGUUAGCGAGCUAGCUAGCUAACUCCGGUUCUUGAAGGUUUUGGGCAAUCGCGGUCGUGGGCUUUUGCAAGAUCUGAUACACAGUGGGACCGGUCAGUUCGUGUCGUGAAGACGAAGAAUUUAUGGUGACAGAGUGGUACUAAGAUGCAUCAGCUAUGCGGAUCUACGUAAGAAGGUCACUCAACACGCAGAAUGGAAUAUUUGCCUAGCUUUAUUUUUGUCAAAACGUGACAGCACGAGUUACUUGAAGCAUCACCAUGGCUGACAAAAGACACACAUCCAAACAUCUGAAAAGCCUCUCUAUAACCAAGAGGAAAGGAUCUGGAGUUGUUGUUAAAGGCAUGAAGAAAGGUACCAUUGCAAGUUCUGGCACAGCCUCCAUCGCCUCGUUCUUUACCAAUUCCCCGCCACCUAAACUGGCGUGCCCUCUCUGUGGCCAACUUGUGCCACGUUUCAGAAUAAACCAACACAUAGACUCACAGUGUCAGAUAUUUCACAGAGAAAAUGAUAUCAUCGGUAACGACGCAGCUACUACCUCUUCACCCAGUAACAUUGAAGCUGCCUCAGCCAAAAAGGGAACAACUUCGACAUCGGUUCACUCUCCUCCUAGAAAUGUCAAGAAGGUCUGUCGUUCAGGCACAGAACCUUCUUCUCCGAACGAGACAAAGUGGCAGCGUGAGGCCAUCACCACAAGCCCAUACUUUAAAAAGGAGAAUGCCCCUUCUCCUCAGCAGGUAACCAGAUCCAUAGAGAUGGACGGUGCAUCUGUAGUCAGGACCAUUAACUUGGGUAGCAGCCUGUCAUCGAAGCUCUCUAGGAGGGGCCGGAAGCCAAACCUAAAGGGAUCAAAGUCGCAGGUUGAUGACAUCAUCACCAUCCAGGACUCCCCGGAGAGGGGGUCAGAAAGAAGCUCUGAGGAACUGGGCAGCUCUCAGAAGGAGAACCACCUCCCUCAGAUGGCGUCAGACGACCAGAAGAAAACAGUCGUAGUGGAGUGUCAUAGGAGUGCAUCCGCAGAACCAACUUGGGUCGAAGGAAGACAAGAUUCUUUAGAACACAAAGAACCAAAAUCGGAUUCCAAAUUAGAAUGCUUGUCCCCAGUGAUUGCCCUGGUUCCCCCUUCAUCUUCUUCAACCCGACUGAGAAAAAGGAAGAAGAGAGGGGAAGCUGAGGCAUCCAGUGAUUGUUUGUCUGUUCCAAAACAGAGGAUGUCUACCCGCAGCAAGAAAGGCAGAUAUGAGAAGAAUACUGGUGAAACAGAUGUGGUCCCCCUUGCCAGAAACAAUCGUCUUAAGUCAGCUGUUGAUGAGCAAGAAUCUUCAUCUGACAAGCAACAUAAAGCAUCAGAAUCUCCAGCUGGUUCCAGUAACACUGUGUUGAAUGACAACAGCUCGGAUAACAUUAAAACAGAAUCUGGUGGUCUGAGGGCUGUUUACAUUUCUAAUAAUUAUUUUCCUAUGCUCAAGGGUACUUAUGAUGAAAGCUCAACAGGAAAUAUAAGACACAAAGCAGAUUCCACAGAGAGGACUGGAACUGUCGAUGGGCUGAGAGAUUUAGGUGGUGCCGACAAAAUAACUGAAAUGGGAGAAGCAGAGAGCAGUACCACAGAUUCGGAAACAGCAGGGUUAUCUUACUACCUGCGAAACUUCCUGACAGUCCUGGAGGCGGUCCUGGAGAAUGAAGAUGACUGCAUGCUGUUCAACCCAGAGGACCUUUCAGCCAUACACAAGUUUAAGUGUCUGUCAGUGCCUGGUCAGAAGCUGUAUGUGAGACUUUUCCAGAGAAAGCUGAAGUGGCUCCAGGUGAACAAGCUAGUUUAUCCUGAGAUUAGCACGGAACUGGGUCCGGUAACACGGGAGCUGGUAGAAGGAGGCUUCUUGCAGACAGAAACGGACCUCCAAGAACUUGGAGAAGUGUUGGACCUGCUACCAGCCCCGGAGCUUCGGAGCCUGGCUAAAACCUUCCACCUGGGGGGAUCCGGCACCCAGAAACAGCAGCUGGCAGAGGGGCUCCUGAAGCUCAGCAGACAGAGGUCUAUGUUCACCCGGGCCCCUGGACACAACAGCAUCGGGGCCGUCAUCCUCAGGAGGGCCAAGCAGCUAGCUGGCUCCUGUGUUCGUCUGCAGCGCCCCCCCCGGGCAGUCUUCUCCCGGGUCCUCCUCCUUUUCUCCCUGACGGACGGGCUGGAGGAGGAGGAGUCAACCGCUGGGGGGCAGGGCCAGCUCUACACUAUCCUACUGGUCAACUCUGGCCGGCUCUCCUUCCCCUCCUACACCGUACAGCGCGCCGCCAAACUGUUCCAGGACAGAGAGGACCUCAUCAGGUAUGAGGGAGCCAUGCGGUCUCUGCAGGAGGUGGUUGUAGCUAUGCAGACUGGCCACUGGGACGAUGCUGUGGAACUUUACACUGCAGCCAAGACUACCUGGAAGGAGCUGAGACAGACAGUUAACUUCAGCCACCAGGAGAAUCUGCCAGUGUUUCUGCGCUGUUUCACAACAGGGUGGGCCUACACACGCAUCCUGUCCAGGGGAGUGGAGAUACUACAGAGGCUGCACCGCUACCAGGAAGCAGUGGAUGAGUUGCGCUCGCUUUUGGCCCAGUCAUUCUACUGUCCUGACAGCAGGGGGCGGUGGUGGGACCGACUGGCACUCAACCUGCAGCAGCACCUCAAACUACCUGAGCAGGCUAUCAGCUCCAUCAGAGACGGUCUGUCCGACCCUCUGGUGAGGACGGGUCACCGGCUGUCACUCCACCAGAGAGCCUGUAGGAUGAAGGAGUCCCCCAGCCUGAGGAAGUACUGCCCCCUGCUCAGUGAACUGCCCACUGUCCAUGUCAACGAUGUCACUCACGUGACUAUCCGGGGGCAGUUGUUCCCCCAUGAGGGUGGGAAAGGGAAAAAUGUGUUCCUCCUGCCCGCUGAGGGGAGGGAAGAGGGGGGCGGCUCUAUGGUGAUGUGUUCUGUGGAAGAGCUGUCCCUGGCACACUACCGACGGCAGGGCUACAACCAGGGGAUCCAUGGAGAGGGCUCCACGUUUUCCACCCUCUUUGGUCUUCUGCUGUGGGACAUCAUCUUCAUGAAGGGUAUUCCUGACGUCUUCCGAAAUCCAUACCAGCCCUGCCCACUGGACCUCUUCACAGACUGUUUCUUUAGCAACCGGAGGGAGGCUAUUGAAACCCGCGUGCAGGUGCUCCUAGAGGCGUCCAAUGAGAUGCUGCACAGCCUGCUGGCUGAGGCCUGGACCAAUCAGGAGGGGAGGGUGUGUUCACUGGUCAAUUGGGAGCGCUUCUCAUCGUUGGAGCAGGCACAGAGCCUGACAUCGUGUCUGGGUGGAGCCUUCCUGGGAGGAAUGGUAGCCAGGAUGGCGAAGGAUUACCGGCACUGCCGAGCAGGCCUACCUGACCUGGUAGUCUGGAACACCUCCAAUUACUCCUAUAAGCUGGUGGAGGUGAAGGGGCCGAGUGACAGGCUGUCCCAAAAGCAGCAGAUCUGGCUGGACGAGCUGCAGAAGCUUGGGGCUGAAGUGGAGGUGUGUCACGUAACCGCCACAGGGGCCAGAGGGGCUCGUCUGGAUUAAUAAGACCUGUUACAUACUGCUGAGCUAAGCCGAGUCUGGUGGACACACAUCCCCCGAUGAUUUUGGCCCUGCGCUGUAAAUGACAAUAUGAAAAGAAACAUGCCAGCCCUAUAGAAAGCUAUCAGCCAAACACGUUCUCGAAAUUACGCUUUCUGAACCUAGGACUACAAAGCAUUGUUGAGAUGAAGAUUAAAACCUCUGGGUAGUUUUGUGUCAUGCUGUGUAGCUUGAAUGUUAUGCCGUAGCCUAACGUGUCCACUGAAAGACAUUCAAAUAAAAACAUUUUGAUGUCA
Esox lucius (northern pike) is the source of this 4131-nucleotide messenger RNA. It is a transcript of the gene fan1, whose product is annotated as FANCD2 and FANCI associated nuclease 1. NCBI's taxonomy places the organism in Eukaryota, Metazoa, Chordata, Actinopteri, Esociformes, Esocidae. The transcript has 14 exons. The record is from RefSeq and is a predicted model, not a curated record. Gene Ontology annotation, molecular function: 5'-flap endonuclease activity; flap-structured DNA binding; 5'-3' exonuclease activity. Gene Ontology annotation, cellular component: nucleus. The coding region runs from base 521 to 3838 and encodes 1105 amino acids. Gene Ontology annotation, biological process: interstrand cross-link repair.